Molecule: messenger RNA, 9655 nt
Organism: Hypomesus transpacificus
Lineage: Eukaryota; Metazoa; Chordata; Actinopteri; Osmeriformes; Osmeridae
Gene: mical3a
Product: microtubule associated monooxygenase, calponin and LIM domain containing 3a
Exons: 47
Coding region: 437-7900 (2487 amino acids)
Molecular function (GO): protein binding
Source: RefSeq, a predicted model, not a curated record
AGAGAGAGAGAGAGAGCAGAGAGAAAAAGAGAGAGAGAGAGCAGUGAGAGAGAGAAAGGAGAGAGAGAGCAGCGAGAGAGAGAGAGAGCAGCAGAGGCAUCAGCGUACUGACAGUAUUCCAGCACUGCAGAUCUGUCUGCUGCUCGCCCUCUGCAGGCUAAACCCAGAAGGAAGAGGAGAGCAGGACUAGCUUCUAGCCGUCUUCCCAUUCUCACAGACACCGAGGGGAGAAGAUACCUGGCGUUUCAUCGGAGUCAGAGCAGCAUCCCGCCGUGAUGAGGAUGCUGAAGGCAGGGAGCUAGUGCCCAACCCCCCCCCUCACCAAAGAGGGAGACCCAAGGCUGGAGGGCCUGACGGCUGGUGCCAGACCCGGUGACCCCGGCCCUGACGUAGGGUGAGGGAGAGGGGCGUCAGCCGCAGCGCCUGGAGGGAGACCAUGGGGGACGGGGGAGACAACGGGGGAGGGGUGGGCGGAGAUGGGGUGAACCCCUCUCACGUCCUGUUUGACCGCUUCGUCCAAGCGUCGACUUGCAAGGGCACGUUGAAGGCCUUCCAGGAGCUCUGCGACCACCUGGAGCUCAAGCCCUGCGAGUACCGUGUCUUCUACCACAAGCUGAAGUCCAAGCUCAACUACUGGAAGGCCAAGGCCCUGUGGGCCAAGCUGGACAAGAGGGCCAAUCAAAAGGAAUACAAGAAAGGCAGAGCAUGUGCCAACUCAAAGUGUGUGAUCAUUGGUGCGGGGCCCUGCGGUCUACGGACAGCCAUCGAGCUGGGGUUCCUCGGGGCCAAGGUGGUGCUGCUGGAGAAGAGAGACGCUUUCUCCAGGAACAACGUGCUCCACCUCUGGCCCUUCACCAUCCAGGACCUCCGGGGUCUCGGAGCCAAGAAGUUCCACGGCAAGUUCUGUGCCGGGGCCAUCGACCAUAUCAGUAUCCGGCAGCUGCAGCUGAUGCUGUUGAAGGUGGCUCUGCUGCUUGGCAUAGAAAUCCACGUCAACGUCGAGUUCAAGGGUCUGAUCGAGCCGCCCGAAGAUCAGGAGAACGAGAGGAUAGGCUGGAGGGCAGAGGUCCACCCCAGGACACACCCUGUCAAUGAGUUGGAGUUUGAUGUGAUCAUCGGGGCCGACGGCAGGAGGAACACUCUAGCAGGGUUCCGCAGGAAAGAGUUCCGGGGGAAACUAGCCAUCGCCAUAACGGCCAACUUCAUCAACAGGAACACCACGGCUGAGGCCAGUGUGGAGGAGAUCAGUGGAGUGGCGUUUAUCUUCAAUCAGAAGUUCUUCCAGGACCUCAGAGAGGCCACUGGAAUUGACCUGGAGAACAUAGUCUACUACAAGGAUGACACACACUACUUUGUGAUGACCGCCAAAAAACAGAGCCUGCUGGAGAAAGGAGUCAUUCUGCAUGACUACGCUGACACAGAGAUGCUGCUGUCCCGGGCCAACGUCGACCAGACUGCCCUGCUCUCCUACGCCCGAGAGGCCGCCGACUUCUCCACCAAUCAGCAGCUGCCCACGCUGGACUUUGCCAUCAACCACUACGGCCAGCCCGACGUGGCCAUGUUCGACUUCACGUGCAUGUACGCCUCGGAGAACGCCGCGCUGGUCCGCCAGAGACACGGCCACCAGCUGCUGGUGGCGCUGGUGGGAGACAGCCUGCUGGAGCCCUUCUGGCCGAUGGGCACUGGGAUUGCUAGAGGUUUCCUGGCGGCGAUGGACUCUGCCUGGAUGGUGCGCAGCUGGGCACAGGGAAACACAACUCUGCAGGUGCUGGCUGAGAGAGAGAGCAUUUACCGCCUGCUUCCUCAGACCACGCCAGAGAACGUCAGUAAGAACUUCAGUCACUACAGCGUGAACCCCACCACUCGCUACCCUAACAUCUGCCUCAACUUUCUCAGGCCCAACCAGGUACGACACCUGGUUGACACCGGGGAGCAGACGGACAUGCGUAUUGAGAUGGAGAAUGUCGUUAACUCAUCCACGCCCAAACUAACCCGGAAUGACCAUUGCCUGCUUGACAAGCAGUUGCAAGAGUCCGUCGCUCGCUCCAGCAAGCUGCUCAACUGGUGCCAGAGGCAGACUGACGGCUACAGGAGCGUCAGCGUGACAGACCUGACCAUGUCCUGGAAGAGCGGCCUGGCCCUGUGCGCUCUCAUCCACCGCUACAGACCCGACCUCAUUGAUUUUGACUCCCUGGCGGAGCGAGACCAGGAGAGGAACAACCAGCUUGGCUUCGAUGUGGCCGAGCGAGAGUUUGGCAUCUCACCCUGCAUGACGGGCAAGGAGAUGUCCUCGGUGGUGGAGCCAGACAAGCUGUCCAUGGUCAUGUACCUGAGCCAGUUCUAUGAGAUGUUCAAGGACACAGUGCCCCCUGGAGAAAACCAGAACCUCAGUCCGGAAGAGAAGGCUGCUCUGAUCUCCAGCACCAAGUCUCCUAUUUCCUUCCUCAGCAAGCUGGGCCAGAGCAUUGCCAUCUCGCGCAAACGCAACCCCAAGGACAAGAAGGAGAAGGAAGUGGAUGUUUUGGGCAAGAGGAGGAAGACAAGCCAAGCUGGACACUCUGAAGACGAUGAGGUGUCGAGGGCCAGUCGAGAUGAGAGGCCGUCAGUCUCCAACGCCUUGACGGAAAGGAAGGUCGAAUCUGCUGCCGGGGGCAACCAUAACAAGGUCAAGUCCAUGGCAACCCAGCUGCUGGCCAAGUUUGAGGAGAAUGCACCGGCCCAGUCUUCUGGCCUCAAGAGACAGGGAGACUCUCUGCCCAAUCUGAACCUUUUGCUGCCCCCGGCCCCUUCACCUGCCCCCCUGAAAGAGCCAGUGCGCUUGGCCCCCGUUCCAGCGUGGAGAAAGAAACGCACACAGCAACAGGAGCAGCUGAGCUUCCGCUAUAAGCAGAGGGUGAAGUGUCAGACCCUGCCCAGUCGAGGGGAACAGGCGAAGAGCAACACAGACUCCACCUCGGGCUGUCGGAGCUGCCCUAAGAAAACCAUCCUCCUCUCCUCCUCUUCCUCCGCCUCCUCGCUCUCGCUCCACGCACAGCGGAGUGAUAGCCUAGCAGUCGAGGAGGAGGACCGAGUCCAAGACCGGACGCCUCUGACGCACAGGGACUGGGAGCCACUACAACUGGAGGACCCAGGGCCCAUCCACAUCCCUAGCAUACAGGAGAGGGCUGCGUGCCUCGUCUCUAAGUUUAGAGGCAGGCCUGAAAAGCCCAAGCUUAAGAAAAAGCCGUCUCGCUUCUUCAUAGAACAGUUGCAGCUGAGCCAGAGUCCAGAACCAUCUCUCCCUUCCCCAGAGGCCCUCAAACAGGACCCAGAGCCUUUGCGCUCUGAUGAUCAGGUGCCCAUACAUGUGCCUAGCAUUCAGGAGAGGGCUGAGCAGCUAGCCUCACAGUUUAAAGGCAAGCCGGCUAAACCAAAGCCCUCCAAAAAGCCAUCCCCUUUCUUCAUCCAGCAGUGGCAGCUGUCCAGAGGCCUGGACUCCAGCCCUGACUCCCCACUCCCCUCACCAGAGAGACAGAGAUAUAUAAAGAUGUACACAGGGGGUGUGAGCUCAUUGGCUGAGCAGAUAGCCAAUCAGCUCCAGACCCAGGAGGAGCCCAAGCCCCUUCUUGGCAAGAGGGAACUAGUGGAACUGGGCUCACUGAGGAAGGAGUUUCCCGUGAACAUCGGGGGCAGCGACGUGUGUUUCUUCUGCCGCAAGCGGGUGUACGUGAUGGAGCGGCUCAGUGCGGAGGGCAAGUUCUUCCACCGCAGCUGCUUCAAGUGCGACUACUGCGGAACCACGCUGCGACUCUCCUCGUACGCCUUCGACGUGGAGGACGGGAAGUUCUACUGCAAACCCCACUACUGUUACCGUCUGUCGGGACAGACUCAGAGGAAGAGAUCCGCUCCCACCCCAACAACUCCCAACAAUAAGGACAACCAGGUGUCCCAGCCUUCUCCCGUCACCGUGGACGCCCCGGGGCGUGCGCUAACAGCCGCCACGACCCCCACCCAGCGGCGGCCCUCAGGAGCAGAGGUGAACGGGCUGCAGGAGCCCAGCCUGGCCAAGCGUCUGCGCGGCACGCCGGAGCGCAUCGAGCUGGAGAACUACCGCACGCCCCAGCAGAAGGAGGAGGAGCUGGAGGAGGUGCCCGAGGAGACGCUGGCCGAGCACAACCUGAGCAGCGUCCUGGACAAGGCCACGGACGCCGACCUGCUGGGCUCCAGCAGUAGCUCCGAGUCGGACAUGGGCGACGAGGACGAGGACCAGGACGAGCCGGGGGAGGAGGGGCUCCCCAGCCCCUCUGACCUGGGAGGCGUGCCCUGGAAGGAGGCAGUGGAGCUCCAUGCCCAGCUGAGGACCGACAGCGACCCCGAAGCCGGGAGCCCAGAGAGGGCGCUCGCUGGCCCUGCCAGGGAGGAGGAGCCGGAGGAGGAAUAUGAAGAAGAGGAGGAGGAUGAAGAGGAGGAGGAGGAAGACUCAAGCGAUGAGGGUGAGUAUUGCCCCUGGGAGCACGAGCUGCAGUCAGGUCUGUGGUUGGAGAAGCACCUCGUCGAUGAAGAGGACACUGGUACUUUUAAAGCCAGGAACCUGCAGCUCCAGCAGAUCCUGCAGCCUGUGGACCCUCUGGGGCUCCAGGCAGAGCUGAGUCCCACACCCCUACAGCCUGAGGGGAACACAGAGGGUCAUCCCCCAGCCUCAGCCUCGCAGCCCUCUGGGCUCACCCAGCACUCCUCCACAGCCCCCGCCCGUUCCUCGGCCCGACACGAAGCAGUCAGAGUCUGGUUGGAGUCCAUGUCUGGAGACGCAUGCAAUGAAGAUGACCCAGAUGCUGAAGCGGACAGCCCUGACCUGGAGCCCGGCACAGAGAUGGACCAGGAGGAAAUUCCAUCAGACGCCGAGGCCGAGGCUCGUCUGCACCAAUCAGAGAACUCGGAAGCUCUUCCUGAAGAGGACAGGAAGUCAGAGGCCCGUGGGAUCAUCUCCAGCAUCGAACAAUCCACGGUCAGUCCAGUGAAGGAGGUUGGGCAUGUGGUGCUGAUGCCAGUCAAAGCUCUCUCAGAGAUGGACAAACAGAAGUCUCCAACCGCUCAGCCGUCACCGGUCCAAUCCCCUGGCCCUCGCUUCUUCCCAGAGCCCAAUGGGCCCGAAGAGGUCCAGUCUGAGAGGACGGCACAGGCGGCCAGUCCCAGGAGUCCUCUGGCUCCCUCCCCAUCCGCCAGCCCCAACCUAGUGACCUCCCCCUCCCCUGCUCCCGCCGUCUCCCCCCUCAGAUCCCCUGUCCGCUCCCCCAUCCGCUCCCAGCCCCUCCCCCUCCCGGAGACUGUCCCCGUCAAAUCUCCCGUCCUUCCCUCGCGCUCCUCCUGUCCCCUCACGGGUAACCCCCUGUCCCCCAUCUGUGCCCGGCCCCUCUCCUGCCCGGAGCCCUGCUCCCCCCUCGCUUCCAGCUCCCCCGUACGCUCCCAGCCUGUCCCGGUGGCGGUCACCUCCACCCCCUAUUCCAAGCCCCCCUCUGACUGGUCCACCCCAGAGCUCCAGAAGUCCCUGGACUCCUUCGACGAGACUCCGUCCAAGAAGGCCGACAUCAUUGAGGAGUUCUGGCUGAAGAGCGCCGAGAUCCGGAAGAGCCUGGGCCUGACUCCAUUGGACCGCAGCAGGGCUUCGGAGAGAACCAGCCCCAAGCUCUCCACCCCCGACUCCUCCUCGCCCAAGUCCCAGUCUCCCGACCUGUCCGAGGACCUGAAGCCCGCCUUCACCAGCGGCCGCUCAGUCAUCCGCAGGCUCAACAUCACCCUGGAGGGCCAGGUCAUCUCCCCCGUGGAGCCCCGGGCCGACGGCUCGGAGCGCAGGGACCUCAGCAGCAGCUCGGGCCUAGGCCUCAACGGCAGCUCCUCCCGCACAGCCACCAGCGACAACUACAACACCUCCGACUCCACCAUGCUCACGCCGCCCUCCAGCCCUCCUCCGCCCCCGCCUAACGAGUCCCCCGCGGUGGUCCGGCAGCAGAAGCACCAGGUGUCCUGGAGCAACGGCACCCAUCCUUCUCCCCUUCCUGUCGCCAAGCCCGAGGCCGCCGCCCCCGCCGCAAGGGAGCCGGCCUCGACCAAGACCAAGAACCCCGUGCCCUCACCUCGGACCCAGCUCAGCCCCGUGGGGGCGGCCCCCACCCCUGCUCCCAGGACGGCGGUGGCGGUUCCGGCUCCAGUCACCUCCCCGGCCCCGGCUCCAGUGGUGAUGAGGCGGGAGCGGAGCAAGCCGCGGAGGGAGGAGGUCCGGAAGUCGUUUGUGGAGUGCGUGGCGGAGAUCCCGUUCGCCGACGACGUGGAUGAUGCGUACGACGAGAGGACGCCCGACACGACCGCGCAGGAGCGCUUCUACACGCCGCCCACCAGCCGGCCCGGCAGAGACAAGCCACCGCUCCACCUAGCCCUGGCCAUGGAGAACGGCAAGCCCAACAUCCCCGUCGCCGGGCCCCCCGGCCAGGCUUCCAAAGGCCAGAAGGCCACCCAGUUCUCCCCGGAAGCCAAGGAGAUCGCAGAGGAGAGGAUGAGGGCCAGGGAGAAGUCGGUGAAGAGCCAGGCGCUGAAGGACGCCAUGGCCAAGCAGCUGGACAGGAUGAAGGAAUCUGAGGCGGCCAAGGGUGCCGCCGCCAAAGUGGCGUGGAGCGUGUCGCCUUCCGAGAGCGCCGGCAAGGGUGGGAAGUUGUCGAGCUCUCCCAAGACGUCGGCGGUGAAGGCCCUGGAGUCGAAGAGAGCCGAGACUCUCCCCGAGCGCUUCUUCACUAGCAACAAGAGCCUGGACGGCUCGCUGGCCUCCUCGGACUGUUCCUCUGGAGGCAAGAGCAAGAAGCGCAGCUCGCUCUUCUCCCCGAGGAAGAACAAGAAGGAGAAGAAAUCCAAGAGCGACAGCAGGGGCUCGGACAAGCGCGGGACGGACGACAGUCCGCCCAAACACAAGUCUCUGUGGAAAGCCGUCUUCUCCGGGUACAAGAAGGACAAGAAGAAGAAGGAGGACAAGUCCUGCCCGAGCACGCCUUCCAGCUCCACCACGCAGGACUCAGGGAAAAAAAGAACACCACCUCUUGGGAAGUCUUCAGAUCUGCGUUGCCGUAGGAACCUGAGUUUCUCUGAGGACUCGGACCUGUCUUGCGACGAUGUGUUGGAGAGGUCCUCUCAGAAGUCCAAGAUGGAGUCUGUUUAUGUCCCUCACGCCCUGGCGUUCAAGAGAUCGUACGCCACCAAGAAGACGUACACAGAGGAGGAGCUGAACGCCAAGCUGACACGCAGGGUCCAGAAAGCUGCCCGCAGGCAGGCCAAGCAGGAGGAGCUCAAGAGGCUCCACAGAGCACAGAUCAUCCAGCGGCAGCUGGAGCAGGUGGAGGAGAAACAGAGGCAGCUGGAGGAGAGGGGCGUGGCCGUGGAGAAGGCCCUGCGAGGGGAAGCAGACUAUUGGGGAGAGUCUAAUUACAGUGAAUUCCUCGACUUGCAUCUGGGCGUUGAGUCCCAUGUGGGGAGUCCUCGCCGAAGACCUCUGUCCCUCUGCCCCUGCAUCUCUCCCGAAGGGAUGGGGAAGAAGGACGACCCCAAGCUGAUGCAGGAGUGGUUCAAACUGGUCCAGGAGAAGAACGCUCUAGUGCGCUAUGAGUCAGAGCUUAUGAUAUUUGCUCGGGAGCUGGAACUUGAAGACCGUCAGAGCAGACUGCAGCAGGACCUGAGGGAGCGCAUGGCAGUGGAGGACCACUUGAAGUCAGAAGUGGAGCUGGCCGAGGAGAAGCGUAUCCUGGGGGAGAUGCUGGAGGUGGUGGAGCAGAGGGAUUCCCUGGUGGCGCUGCUGGAGGAGCAGAGGCUUCGGGAGAAGGAGGAGGACAGGGACCUGGAGUCCGUCAUGCUCUCCAAGGGCUUCAACCUCAACUGGGCCUGAGGGGGGGGGGGGGGAGCACUUAAUGACUGUGUGACGUUCUCAAACCAUCCUGGCUGUUACUGGAGUAGUCUGGGGUGUUUACAUGAGGUUCCUCGGCCCUGGCGGAUCCUGUCACUGCGUCCGUGCGCUCACCUCAUAGUCUCCGUGCGAUCGGGAGAGACAAAACCCCGGACAGGAACUUCCUCUCCACCGUUACCUGGAGGCUUCCGGAGAAUGUCUUUCAAAUUUGUUAUUUGGAUCCUGAUAAUGCAGAGAGAAGAAGGAAGAGACGGCUAGGCCCUGCUGAUGUACAGCAUUGUAUCUGAUGUGUGCCGAUGUUUCUGUGUGUACACGUGUGGAGCACAGCACAGCAGACGCAUCCUUGGUUGGAUGAGGCUGUUCUGACUGCUACUGAGAACUGCCCUUGAGGGUAGGGGGGGCUUGGGGGGGGGGGGGGGGGUUAGUGUCUCACCUCACUGCCUCUGCUGCCUUGGCGACUGUAUAUGGUGAGAGAGACACCUUCUGCUUUACCUGUCUUUCUUUUCAAUCACAGACUGGCUUCCGUGUUUAAAGUAGCCCAUGAUGAAGGGACUCUGAAAGGCUGCCGUUUCUUUUGUAACCAGUUGGAAAAUCACCCAGAAAAAGCACUGCGUGUCAAAACUAUAGACUGCAGAUUCGUUACUCAAGGAGAUUUUCUAAUUGUUACGCUGUCUUGGACUUGACAGGCUCGCUUGUAGUCUAGACUCUACAUGUACAAAUGGACUCUUCUGACCCUCCGCUGAUGGCUUACUGUGUGGGUUCUUCUUCGGAUGUCACUCACUUUAAUAUCCUUGUUUACUAAGUUUACAAUCAGUUUUCCUUUUUCACAACACACAACGUUUGCAGGGUCAAUAUCUACACCUUAGCUCUAGUUUAUCCGAAUAGUGGAAUGUGAGCACUGUUGAAAUGUUUUCCGAGAAGCUAAUGUUUUUGGUGAAUUAGAGUUUUGGUGUCCCACUGUGUAAUGGUGUUAAUAUUGUGAUAGUGUCAUUCAAACACUGAAGUCUCAUUUAAAGAUGAGAAGUCAGUAAACCAUGCAUCACUUGGGGUGCUGCCAGAUUGUAGAGUCUGGAUAUGCUGCAAUAUCAAAGGGAUAAACCUGAACCACUCACUCUUUUCUGCAGGGCUGCAGUACAUACAGCAUGCGAUCCUGCUGUGGAACAAGAUGCCUUCAUUUUCUUUCUCAGUUACAGUUUCUAAUACUAAUCCUCUGAGUUUAUCACAGUCCUUCAAGGAAUCCAGAUUUCUACAGUUAAUAUUCCCCACUGGAAGUACAAUUUAGAUUUUUUUUAAAAUCCUUUUUACUACAGGUCUUCUGACUGCAGUCUGUAGAUGUUUAGAGGCAGGGGCGCUCUACUUCUUGCACCCUGUCUGAAGAGCAUGUCUAUCUGUUUGGUAUUUACUCUGCUAGCCUUCCUGCCAAACACACAAAUCUGUGGUGGGUUUCUAAUUGUUUCACAGUAGAGGAACAAAGAGAGAAAUCGUGUUUGAGCUGUGAAUAGGCUCCAACACAGUACAGUUUUAAGGAUUGUUGUUUUAGGUGUGUGUGAUAAGUUUGACAGAUUUUUAUUGAUAUUUAUUAACAUUGUGUGCAAAAAUGUAUCAUAUGUAAAGAAAAUGAAUCCUAAUUUUUAAAACCUUAUGUUGACACAUGAUCUGUAUGCUUCAUGUAGCUGAAGUACAUAGGUUGUUGGAUGUAUGCAGAAAAGGCAAUAAAACAAUGCAGUCGUUCUUAAA